Pungitius pungitius (ninespine stickleback) is the source of this 3863-nucleotide messenger RNA. It is a transcript of the gene slc2a11a, whose product is annotated as solute carrier family 2 member 11a. Gene Ontology annotation, cellular component: plasma membrane. The transcript is spliced from 25 exons. Gene Ontology annotation, molecular function: hexose transmembrane transporter activity. Gene Ontology annotation, biological process: monosaccharide transmembrane transport. Lineage: Eukaryota; Metazoa; Chordata; Actinopteri; Perciformes; Gasterosteidae. The record is from RefSeq and is a predicted model, not a curated record. Bases 109 to 3249 code for a protein of 1046 amino acids.
GCCGUUAUUCAGGUGCAGGAUUGCGCUGUGUGGCUUGCGAUCUGAUAUGUAGACACUUUCUUUUCUUUUCUUUUUUUUAAACCAUUUUACUACAUCUUUUAAAUAACAAUGUCGGCUGCCGGUGCGAAUAAGGGCAUAUCUGUGAAAUUGGUGCUAAUGGUUGCUUCCGCAGCCUUUGGAGGAACUCUUCAAUAUGGCUACAACCUCGCAAUAAUGAAUGCUCCUGCAACUUUUAUUCAGACCUUUGUCAAUGAGACAUUCUUGGAGCGGUGGGACAUCCAGCUGGAGGACUACCAGGUGACGCUGGUCUGGUCAAUUAUUGUCUCCAUCUUCUCAUUGGGGGGCUUUGCAGGGUCCCUCAUAGCGGGACCAAUGACCAUAUGCUUCGGGAGGAAGAACUGCCUGUUGCUGAACAACGUUUUCCUAAUGACUGGAGCCCUCCUAGCUGUGACCAGCAGAGCUGCCAAGUCUUUUGAGAUGAUCAUCAUCGCACGCGUCCUGGUGGGAAUAAAUGCCGGGAUCAGCAUGAAUGUGCAACCCAUGUACUUUGGAGAAAGUGCACCAAAGCACUUACGGGGGGCCAUCUCCAUGUCUUCGGCUGUUUUCACAGCAUUUGGUGUUGUGUUGGGACAGGUGGUCGGACUCAGGGAGAUUCUGGGCAGCGAGCAGUGUUGGCAGUAUCUUCUUGCUAGUAAUGCCAUUCCUGGCCUGGUCCAGCUCCUGACCCUGCCCUGGUUCCCCGAGAGCCCCAGAUACCUGCUGAUCGACAGGGGGGACAAGGAGGCUUGUAUUAAUGCCCUGAGACGGCUGCGAGGCUGCGACGUGCAGAGCAGCGAGCUGGAUGAGAUCCUGCAGGAACAGGCCGAGAGCAGAGGCAGGAGGGCCUGUCGACCCUGGGAGCUCUUUGCUGAUCGCUCAGUGCGAUGGCAGCUCAUCUGCGUCGUGGUCAUCAGCAGCGCCAUGCAGCUCUGUGGCAAUGACUCGAUUUACUUCUAUGCAUCAUACAUUUUCAAAGAGGCAGGAGUAGCCGACGAAAGAAUCCAAUACAUAACAAUUGGCACUGGUACAUGUGAAUUAUCAGCGUGUAUAUUGUGUAACCUGCUGGUAGAGCGCAAAGGUCGGCGGUUCAUGCUGAUGGGAGGGUACAUCCUCAUGACCGUCUGGGCGGUUGUCUUCACAGUUGCUCUGUUGUUUGAGCACACUACGUCCUGGAUGCCAUACCUAAGUAUGACCUGCAUCUUCACCUACAUUCUCAGCUUUGGUUUGGGACCAGCUGGAGUGACGGGUGUUUUGCCGACAGAGAUCUUCAAUCAGACUGCUCGGCCAGCAGCCUGCAUGAUCGCUGGCUCAAGCAUGUGGCUCAACCUUUUAAUCACUGGGAUGAUCUUCCCAUUUCUAGUGAGCGAGUUGAGGGAGUACUGCUUUGUGCCCUUCGGAGCAGUCUGCCUGCUGUCGGCGUUGUUCGUGGGCUUCUUCCUGCCGGAGACCAAAGGGAAGUCUCUGUCGGCCAUCACCAGUGAGUUCAACAAGCUCAACUUCAAAGGUCAGGAGGAGAAGUGUGUGUCCCCAGAUAAAGCUCGGUACCAGCUGGGUGAAGUGAGUCUUUCCACGGCCUUGAGUCAACCGUGUGAAAGAAAGGACAAAACCAGACGGACCAGGUUGAAUCUGGUGACGCGUUUAGUCAUCCCUUCUAAACACGUCAUGAACAUUUUAAAAGGUUUCCAGUCCUGCUCCGUUCUGCAGUCAGCAUCCGAAGAGCAGGCACAAAAAAUGGAUUCAAGAAAGCUGCAGCACUGGAGGCUUUAUCUGCUGUCGCUGGUGUUGGGAAUUGGGGGGUCGUUCCAGUACGGGAUUCAAGUUUCUGUCAUCGCGUCUCCAGCAGUGCAUAUCCAGAGCUUUGUGAACCAGACGUGGGUGAUGAGGUACGGACGCCCAGUGGACGAUGCUACAAACCAGCUGAUUUGGUCCUUCAUGGUGGCUGUGUUGAGUCUUGGAGCUUGGGCCGGGGCUAUUCAUAGCGGCAGCCUCCCUGUCACCUACGGCAGGAAAAAAGCGCUCUUGUUCAAUAACGUUGUGGCUGUCGUCGCUGCUCUCAUCAUGCUCUUCAGUCGCAUGGCCCAAUCUUUUGAGAUGAUCUUGCUGGGAAGAUUUCUGUAUGGAUAUAAUGUUGGUCUGGGCUUGAGUGUGCACCUCAUGUACCUCGGGGAGUGCUCGCCAAAGAAACUCAGAGGCGUCAUGACCCUCACGGGCUCAAUCUUUAUUGGAUUUGGAAAAGUCAUGGGUCAAAUAAUUGGCAUCAAGGAGCUGAUGGGAACAGAGGACAUGUGGCCUUACCUCUUAGCGAUCAGUGGUGUCCCUGCAAUGCUGCAGUUUGUGGCUCUGCUUUUCUUCCCUGAAACACCUCGAUACCUUUACAUCGACAAAGGAGACUUUGAAGGUAGCAAAAAAGCCCUGCAGUGGCUGUGGCAGGAGGACAACUUGAAGUUGGAGCUGGAUGACAUGCAGAAAGAGAGAGAGAGCACACAGGGAGAGAAGGCAAAGACUGUGAGGGAUGUUCUCAGCUCUCGCUGUGUGAGGUGGCAGCUCCUCACGCUAGUCAUCCCCUGUGCUGGAGUUCAACUCUGCGGCAUCAACGCGCUUUAUUUUUACGCCUUCGACAUCUUCCGUGAGUCUGGAGUGCCAGAAGAACAGAUGCAUUACUUGUCCAUUGGUCUUGGUGCCACAGAGCUCAUCACUGUGACACUGUGUUCCUUCUUGAUAGAUCGUGCUGGCAGAAAGAAGCUGAUGGGCUAUGGCUAUUUACUGAUGGGUGUCACCAUGUGUGCACUUACUGUCACGCUAUCCAUCAAGCAUCUAAAUUCAUGGAUCCCUUAUGUGAACAUUGGCCUGAUCUUUUGCGUCAUCUGCAUCUAUGGACUUGGACCUUCUGGAGUGUCCAUGGCUCUUCCUGCUGACCUCUUCCUACAAGCCUGGCGUCCUUCUGCUUACGUGAUCAGUGGGACGGUCAACUGGCUGUGCAUGUUCCUCGUGGGGAUGUUGUUCGGAUAUAUUGUGAAUGGACUCGGACAGUUCUGCUUCCUGAUUUUUGUGGCUUACACGUUUUUGAGUGCAGCAUUUCUGUUAACGUUUGUCCCUGAGACCAAAGGAAAGACCAUGAUGGAGAUCAUGCAGGACUUCAACAAACUGAAUUUCAAGAACCGGGGAGCCGACUUAGAAAGGACUGAUGUUGAUCUUGCAACCAAUUUUUAACAUGUUUUUUUAGUUUAUUUAUCACUUUCCUACUGCUAUUGUUUCCUCUUCUUAAAACAUGGAAAAAACAGUUCUUAUGAAAAUAUCUUAUGACCUUUUUGUUUCAGUUGUUUGCUUAAAACAAGGAUGUAUGAAUAAAUGAAUGAAUGUUAGCUCUAAUACACUCCCCUGCUUUCUUAGGUGGACAAUUAAACUGCCAAAACGUGUUUUUUAGGACUGUUAAAAAAUGCAGUAUGAUCAUUUUUCUACUCUUGCUCAUACUUUACAUCUCGUAUACUUUCAGAUGGCACUGCAACUCCAUUAAAGACUUAAUGACUCCUUCUCAAUGCUGACCGGUUACCCACCACAUCACCUAGUCAUUGUUAGUCAUUUACACUGUAAACUAUACAAUCAAGCUUUAACACCCAUUAAAACUUUGGAGGAGAGGUUGUGAGCUUUUUCAAUUGCAAUUUAUUUGAUUCUCAUCUCUGUACAAACAACAAUGGUGAGACUCAAUGACAGAGUACAAAAACAAAUAUCCAUAGAAAAGUAUGCUUAUAUUGAAAUAUGUCCAAAGACGCUCAUGUUUUGAGCAAAGUUUGUUGAGUAUGAUGAUAAAAUACCAAGGUAACAUA